Emericellopsis atlantica is the source of this 1010-nucleotide messenger RNA. RefSeq lists its product as uncharacterized. Gene Ontology annotation, molecular function: protein binding. The coding region runs from base 446 to 904 and encodes 152 amino acids. The record is from RefSeq and is a predicted model, not a curated record. Lineage: Eukaryota; Fungi; Ascomycota; Sordariomycetes; Hypocreales; Bionectriaceae. The transcript has a single exon.
AGCACGUUAGCCGACCAAGCUUGCGGCUUGAUUUGUUUGAGGCACAGCAGCUGACAUGUGCCACGUUUGGCAAAUACCACGUCAGAACUCGUUCGGCAAAGCACUAUGGAUCAACAAACUGCACUAACACAACACGUACGAACACCCCGAUAGCCGGCUUCGCGACGCCCUAUUGGAGUUUCGUUCCAGUCACCAUGCCCGCUGGACGUCUUGGGAUGUGCAAGCUUUGGUGCGCACCUUGAGGGACACCCCUGCUCGUUCACGCGUCUGCCAUCUACCUAUUACACACGGAAACCCAUUGAAUCAUUGGAGUAUUGAUCCUUUUUCAUCGCCAUCUUCUUCACAUGACCGUCUUUUACCUUACGUGAGUUUGGUCUGAUCGCAGCCUAUUGAGAGCAACCUCAGCCUUGCUCAACAGCUGUGGCCCACAACAGCCACUUAGACGAUGGACACCCUCCCGUCAGAGCUCGUCCUCGAGAUCCUGACCUAUCUACCACCGCAAAGCAUCAAGAACAUACGUAUCGUGUCGCGAUCUUUCCAUGCGUUGGUCCCAGCCCCAGACUUCUCGCUGCUUGCGUCGUUCCUGGACCCCGAGACAGCCUUGUCCACCAUCGUAGCAGCAUCCAAGGACCUGUCCCGUCGACCCAGGUCGAUUUGGUCUCCCCACUGCAGCGUGCCGAAAUCAGUACCGCUACUACCGGACUUUAUGAAUGUGCUGUGGGUUGCGUUGACGGGCAGAGCGCCAGGGAAAGAUGUGCGAGUGGAGGAUGUGCGAGGGGUGACUGGGAUGGAUGUUACCACAAGGAUAUUGCAACAGGCGCUGUUUCGGUGGGUGCUGUACUUGAGCUAUCGGACGGAGACGAAGAUACCCCAUAUGUGGAUUAUACAUCCCCGGGCAGCAUAGCAUGCUUGGGCACAGGAAUGUCGUAGCAGGAUCGACUCGUUUUGACCCGAGAAGUUGACUUUGGGAGUACGUUCAAGCACACGUAAUGGUAUUCCGCACGUGAAGA